This is a messenger RNA of Periconia digitata, 2100 nucleotides long. NCBI's taxonomy places the organism in Eukaryota, Fungi, Ascomycota, Dothideomycetes, Pleosporales, Periconiaceae. The record is from the annotation of a GenBank genome assembly.
AUAGCAGCUACCUUGGCUGCAUAGAGAAGAAGAAUGAAUGAAUUGUCUGUCCUCUUCUUUUGCAACUGAAGAAGAUGAGGAAUCGCGAGACAGAUUCAGAUGCUUCAGUCUAGGCCCCACCGACCCAAACCGCCCGGCUGGCUCCCACUCACCUGCUUCUUGAUUGAUGGGACGGUAUCGCCGACGCAUGUGUUCUUCCCCCCUCCCAUCCAUUCCUUGUUCUCACUUUUGCUCUCUUUUUUUUCCCCAUUGACUGGCUGACCAGCAACUAUCAAUUCCGUCCGGCGCGCAAGCAAAGCAACGGACAAGCAGGAGUCCUGCUAGUGUGCGUCAACGACUGACUCUCCUCCAGUCGCCCGAUGCAUGCAGCCGUGUCGCACUUGGAUUGCCAAUAAAGCCGGCGCGGGCCAAUCACGCGCCGCCGCCGCCUUAGGCGAGUGUGCCACUGUUUCACGCCAUGGGCCGUUUGGCGCACGAGGAAGGCGCCAAAGGGUUUGAUCUCCUGGCUCCUUCUCCCCUCCUGGUCGCUCCUGCCACCGCCUGCUUCUCCUCCCUGGUGCCUCCUCCGCCGCCUCGAAACACUCCAUCGCACUCUGCUGUUUCAGCCUCUUCACUACAUACCGUACCAUAUGUAUCAAUUCGAACACCACACCCACCCCCUUGACCCGACCCACCGCCCCUCGUGACUCAUCUGCAUUCUCCAAUUCUCCAAUUCUCCAUUCUCCAUCCAUCCCUCUAUCCCCUUUUCGAACGCUUGUCAACCAUUGCCAUCUGCGAUUGACAUACAGCUACCCAAGUAUGUAUGCAUGCGAAGAAAAAGAAGACAUCUGCGUACAGACACGGUCGCACCGCAGCAGGCGCAAUAUGGAUUCGUUGCUCUUUCCAUCCGACCCCCAUGCGCGCUAUUCCCUUUCCAUCCCCCCUCCGAACCUCUUCCUCCUCCGUGAACUCUCGACCUGCUCUUCCAUGCCCUAUAAUAUGGACAAAACGCUACCGAACCCUACGCGCCUCCAUGCUUGACAUUGAUUGCACCGACAGCCGCCCGAUAGUUGCUCCCAUCCCUAAUCUCGCAUUGCCUGCUUGCUGCUCACUUGCUUGCAUCUGCUGUUCCCUCUUGCCCUGCAUAUGUACAUGUUCCAUCUUCCCAUUACAACUUGUGCCAUGUAUAUUCCUCACCUCUCCGCCCGCUGGAACAAAGAGUCCGACAAGCCGCGCCACAUGCCAGGUACCUGCCCCCAUCAUGCAACCAUGACCUGCAACGUCCUUGGACAGUUCGCUUGGGAAUCACACCCAAUCCAUACCCGCCUUGCCUCGCGCCCCCGGUCUGUCUGUCGGGAAAACCAUUCCCCAUCACCUGUUAAACGAACAAGAUGCACUGCUGCUGAUGUUGCGAUGCCGGGGGCGGGUCGGCUUUGCGUAUUCCCGUCUCUUGCUCGCUCCUUCCUUCCAACCUGUCCAACCUCUACAACCUCUCAUUCGCCUGCCCUGCUUCCACGCCCCGCAAUUAAAAGAAAUUUCUUUUGCAUCAAACUAUCCUGCCGCCAAUACUCGUCUUGCCUCUCGCGCAACCCAAAACCCCACAAGUAGAGAGAGGACACACUUGCUGCAUACUAACCAGAGCUGUCUACCAAUUCCUGCUAGCUUCAUACACGUCGAGAGAGUCACAAGAUUCCUCCGUCUCCAUAUAAUCUGGGCUAAACUGCUGAAUCUGCUCCACUUCUUUUUUACUUGUCUUACCUUUUGAUCAUUCAUGGCCUGAUUAAAACCCUAUGGUGCGGGAAAGAUUCCCCAUUGAAAUACCGAUAUAUAAUCAUAAAUAGUAAAAUCGUAGCUUCGCUUAGUCCUAUAGUACAUGACGGCUAUUGAUGUCGUCGUGGUAGUAUGUAUGUACUAUGUAGUUUGAUACAGACCGCUCGACACUAACUAACCGACCAACCCUUCCUUCCUCUCUUAGACAAGGGUCCGCCCUCUCUACUUUCCCUUUUUGCAUCUCUGUAUCACGUUCGAACUUUUCUCUAUGCACCGAAUUCACUUGGACCGUAAUAUCCCCCCUUUUUCUCAUCUUCUUCUCCACUGCGGGGAAAUUUUUCUUUUUAACUU